Mercenaria mercenaria is the source of this 15006-nucleotide messenger RNA. Its product is annotated as chromodomain-helicase-DNA-binding protein 8-like. The transcript has 44 exons. Bases 167 to 10201 code for a protein of 3344 amino acids. Lineage: Eukaryota; Metazoa; Mollusca; Bivalvia; Venerida; Veneridae. The record is from RefSeq and is a predicted model, not a curated record. Gene Ontology annotation, molecular function: protein binding; ATP binding; ATP-dependent chromatin remodeler activity.
UUGUCGAUACAUGAUGUUGAGAAUUAGCGGUGUGAUCUACAAAGUCAUUCUUUGAAAAUUACCAAAUUAUUUAACUUAUUUAACAGGACAGUUGUAGCAGUGUCCUGUCAUUAUAUGCUGAAAGCAUGGCUUUGUACCAGUAGAGUGAGACAACUGCAACAAAAGAAUGGCCGACAAUUUAGGAGGCUUAUUUGAUUCAGAUCCAGGAUUUCUGGAAGAGUUAGCAAGUGGGACAAAUGAACCUGUUCCAAAUGUACCUCAGCAACCACAGAUGCCUGGAAUGCUGCCACAAAACUCAGCCCAGUUACCCCAAGGCAUGAUGCAGCCUGGGAUUCCCCAUCCGGGUUACAACAUGGGGGGCAUGCAGCAGCAGCCGCAGCAACAAGGAGCUGGGUAUGGCAGUAUGCAGUUUCAGACCCAGCAACCACAGGCUCAGCAGUUCAGCCAGCAAAAUUUUAAUCAAUUCAAUAACCAGCAGCAAGUUUAUAAUCAGAAUAUGGUAUCAACCCCUAGUCAGAAGCAGGGACAUUUGAACCAGAACCCGAUGAUGUCACCGACCCAUAGAAACCAGUUUGGAAGUCCUCCCUCUGGCAUGAUGCACCAGGGUCAGGUUAUGUAUCAGUUCAAUGCAGGAAGUGCUGGCCAAGCUGGACCCCGGCUUCCUAACCCAGCACAGCAGCAGCAGAUGAAGAUGGCCCAGAUGCAAGGAUGGAACCAAAAUUCACAAAUGUUUAAUCCUCAACAACAGCAGCAGCAGCAGCAGCCAAAACAGCAGCAGCAGCAGCAGUAUCUUCCACAGCACCAGUCCAGCUCUAAUAUGCAAGGGAUGCGUAUGCAAGUGCCCUUCUCUGGUGCCCAACCAGGACAAAAUCAGGCUAUAUAUAUGCAGAGAAUGGCCUCUUCUGGUAUGAAUAGAAUGCCUGGUGUGAAUGCUAGUCAACCGAAUUCUAUGGCAAUGUCGCAGCAGAUGUAUCAACAUGGUAAUCAGAGUUUUAACAAUAUGAAUAUGUCACAAUCAAACAUACCCAGUGAUCCAAUGAGAGUGCAACAACCACAGCAGUAUAUGCAUCAGCAGCAGGCAAGUCAGCAGUUCCCCCAGCAACAGCAGCAGCAGCAGCAACAGCAGCAGCAGUUUCAGUAUCCACAGCAGAUGCAGCAACAAAGUAUGACAGAUAAUUGUGUAAACACUCCUCAGCAGCAACAGAAUAUGUUAAGAUUUCCUCAAACUAGUCCAACCCUGCCAAAUGUUCAGCAACGACUGCCAUUUAAUAAUAUUAACAACAUGAAUACGAUGUCUCAGCCAAGAGCGAAUGUGCCAAUGCUAUCCCCUCGUCCGACCCCACCACCUCCCUCCCCCUCAGUGACCCCCGGGAUGCUCUCCCCAACUGGAUCUACCUCAUCUCAUCAGGGAGGCUUCAACUCAAUGGAGCCCUCACCAAAUCACCCACAGCAGCAACCAAGUAAUUCAAACAUGUUUCAGCCCAGUGGGGAUAUGAACGACAAACAAAACUUUAGUCAGUUUAAUCAGAACAUAAACCAAAUGCCAUCCCAGAAUGUAAGUCAGACAAAUGGACCAAAUUCAAGUAUGAAUGUAACGGUGAAUACGAACACUAACAGCAUACCAAACCAAAGUCAGUGUAGUCCAGUGAAAAAGGUUGUUUCGCCCUGUAGUUCAGUUAACUCACCUUCAAGUGGUAACAUGGAUAUCCAGGGCUUGAACCAACAAAUUCAGCAGCUAUACAGCAUGCCUCAGACCCCGCAGACUCAGCAGAAGAUUUUGGACUUGCAGGAGAAGGUACAGAUGUUGAAGUCACAGCAGAUGCAGCAGUCUCCGAGACCCAGUCCACAGCAGGUGUUCCAGUCACCUGGCGGACAAGUGGCCUCUCAGCCAUUGCCCAGCCCAAAACAAGCUCAGUCUACAGUGCAGACUUCUCAAGUUGUUGCGCCACUUCCUCAGAUGAGCAGUGCAAGCAAUAUACCGGCAAGCCAGAUGGCUCAGCCUGGUACCCAAGUUGCACCUCAGCCUAUUUCCCAGAUGCAGCCACAGUCCAAUACCCAGAUACCUCAGCCAGGGCCUCAGGUUGUUCAGCAGAUUCCACAAUUGGUGCAGAUAAGUCAGAAUGGUUCACAAAUGGGUCAGCAGGGACUUACGGGGCCACAGAUUGUUCAUCAAAGACCGCAGGUCGUACAACCUGGUCAGAUGGUCCGGUUGGUUCAGGCAGGUCCGGGCAACCCGAACAAUCAACAGAAGAUUUUUAUAAUACAGCAACAGCCCGGUCAGAGAAUGCCUAACCCUUCACAACAGCAGCAACAGCCACUUCUGUCUCAGUCACAGACCGUACACCCUACCCAAGUCCCGACCUUGACCUCACUACCUCAGCCAGUAUUGAAUGGCAGCACCCAACCUGGUCAACAGUUGUUGAUAAAACCCAGUCAGGCCGGCCCUGGCAAUACUCCUUUACUCAUACAGAACACUGUCCCUCAAACAAACAACGAAAAUAGUGCUGAAAACUCUAGUCUGCAGCAAGAAAAAGCGAAUAAAAUUAUCGCUGAAGCAAUAGCAAAAGCUCAGAAAUCGGGGAAUUCAGCUAUUCCUAGAGUUCUGCAGCCACCUGAAUUGCCAGCAACGUUAGGAGAUCUAGAUAACCCUGAAUCAGAGACACCUGAUGGUAAAAAACAAAAGAAGAAGCGAAAAUAUACCCCAAGGAAAGAAAAAGGCGAAAAAGGAGAAAAAACUCCAAGGUCAAAAAAGAAGAAAAGUGAAAAAGCAGAAACUGUAACAAGUAGUGUCAGUGAAAUGAUUCCAUCAGUAGCAGGUGAAUUUAGUAUAGAUGGUGACUCUACUAUGGAAGCAAAGACUGAUUCGGAUGUAAAAGAGGAGAAAGAGAAAAAACCAAAGAAAAAGAAGGAAAAGAGUGAGAAGAAAACAUCUGAAAAAACACCAAAAACUGACAGAAAAAGACCUAAAAAACCACCAGCAACAUUUUUGAAGAACAAGAAAAGGAAGCGAAGAGGAUCUUCAGAUGGCUCUGAUAUUGAAAUCAAAAUUACCCCACCCCCUUCACCAGAAAAUGAUGAGUUCAAGAGAAGAUCAGGCCGAAAUGUGAAACGGAAAAAGUACAUGGAUGAUGUGGACCUGAAUCUAUCGGACGAGGACACGUUGGAAGCUUUGCAGGUUGACAACACGGAGGGAGCCGUGGUAAAACCGGUACUGUUUGUGGAGAACCCGGCUGAGGAAGAUGCAGUCAUUGUGGAUAAAAUCCUCGGCUCCAGGAUGAGAAAACCAGAUCCUGAUGAGGAGACCGACAUGGAAGAAUCAGAAGAAUUCUUUGUCAAGUACAAGAACUUCUCUUAUUUACAUUGUGAGUGGAGAACUGAAGCCGAGAUCCGAGACAAAAGAAUACAGGGCAAAAUUAAACGGUUCAAAAUGAAGCAGUUGACUUCCAAUGAUGUAUUUAAUAUGGAUGAUGAAUUCUUUAAUCCUGAUUAUAUGGAGGUAGAUAGAGUGUUAGAGGAGUCGCACACAAUAGACCCGAACUCACAAGAGGAGGUAACUCACUUUCUCGUGAAGUGGCGAUCUCUGCCGUACGAGGACAGUACAUGGGAACUACAGCAGGAUGUGGAUCCAGAAAAAGUGAAACAGUUUAAGAUUUAUAGGGAGUUACCCCCAGAGGAAGAAAGAGGGUAUGUGGAAAGACCUAAAGCCUCUGAAUGGAAAGCACUUAAAGAAACGCACACAUACAAGAACGGGAACACAUUGAGAGAAUACCAGUUAGAAGGUGUUAACUGGCUUACAUUCAACUGGUACAAAAAGCAAAAUUGUAUACUGGCUGAUGAAAUGGGUCUUGGAAAAACUAUUCAGAGUAUUACAUUUCUGCAAGAAAUAUUUAAUUAUGGUAUUAGAGGUCCGUUCUUGGUUGUGGCCCCAUUGUCAACGAUUGCGAACUGGCAGCGAGAAUUUGAGACAUGGACUGAUAUCAAUGCUAUUACAUAUCACGGAACGUCUCCAAGUCGAUACAUGUUACAAGAAUACGAGAUGUACUAUCGCGAUGAAGAAGGCGGAAAGAUCACAGAUUACUACAAGUUUCACGCCCUCAUUACCACAUACGAGAUCAUCCUGUCUGACCUUGAACUGUUACGAUCCAUUGACUGGCGAUGUAUCAUAAUAGAUGAGGCUCAUAGACUGAAGAACAAAAAUUGCAGUCUGAUUAAGGGUCUCCGAAUCUUUGAUUUUGAGCAUAAAGUGCUGUUGUCGGGUACACCCCUACAGAACAAUGUUGAAGAGUUGUUCAGUUUGUUGAAUUUCCUUGAACCUAGUCAAUUUCAGUCAUCUGAUGCAUUUCUUGCCGAAUUUGGAAAACUGCAGACUGAAGAACAAGUAGAUAAACUGAAAGCAAUCUUGAAGCCAAUGAUGCUGCGACGUCUCAAAGAAGAUGUGGAGAAAAAUAUUGCCAGGAAAGAAGAAACAAUUAUUGAGGUGGAGCUGACAAACAUUCAGAAGAAGUAUUAUCGUGCAAUAUUGGAGAAGAAUUUCUCAUACCUCUGUAAGGGAGCUAACUCCACCAAUGUUCCUAGUCUACUCAACACGAUGAUGGAGUUGAGAAAAUGUUGUAAUCAUCCAUACUUGCUCAAUGGUGCUGAAGAGAAUAUUUUGUCAGAGCUGAGAGCGAAGGAAGGCAGAGAGCCUGAACAUAUCCAAGCAUUGGUACAUGCAUCAGGAAAGUUUGUGUUACUGGAUAAACUGUUGCCACGAUUAAAGCAGGGCGGGCAUAGAGUUCUUAUUUUCUCUCAGAUGAUCAGAGUAUUAGAUAUCAUUGAAGACUACCUCAUACAUAAAAAGUAUCUAUAUGAGAGAUUGGACGGGCGUAUCAGAGGAAACCUCCGACAGGAAGCAAUAGACAGGUACUCGAAGCAAGAUUCCGAUAGAUUUGUAUUCCUGAUCUGCACAAAGGCUGGUGGACUGGGCAUCAACUUGACUGCAGCUGACACUGUUAUUAUCUACGACUCUGACUGGAACCCACAGAAUGAUUUGCAGGCACAGGCAAGAUGUCACCGUAUCGGACAGAGUAAGAUGGUUCAGGUUUACAGAUUGAUCACCCGUAACUCUUACGAGAGGGAGAUGUUUAACAGAGCCAGUAUGAAACUUGGUUUGGAUAAAGCAGUUUUACAGUCUAUGGGUGGAGAGAAAAUUAACCCUCAACAGCAGUUGACUAAGCGUGAGAUAGAGGAUUUGUUACGUAAAGGAGCGUAUGGAGCAUUGAUGGAUGACGACAGUGCUGGCGACAAGUUCUGUGAGGAAGACAUUGAACAGAUCUUGAAAGGCAGAACCCAGGUUAUACAGAUAGAGAGUGAAGGCAAGGGGUCUACUUUCUCUAAGGCGAGUUUCUCCGUGACAUCGAACAGAGAUGACAUAGAUAUCAACGAUCCUGAGUUUUGGCAGAAAUGGGCGAAGAAAGCUGACGUUGAUACUGAAAUGCUUGAUACGAGAGAGUUGAUAGUGGAUGAGCCUCGUGUACGUAAACGUACAGCUCGCUAUGGUAACAAUGACAGUCUGGCAGACAUGUCAGAUCUUGGUUCGGAGAGUGACUCGGAUGAGGAUGGUAGUAGAAAAGGUAAGAAAGGCCGUCGAGGUAGAAGGGGAGACGAUGAUGAUGAGGACUUUGAAAAAGAACGACACAGAGCUAAACCUGCUGGCACUGGAUAUGGUAGAUCUGAAUUGUUCAAAGUUGAGAAGGGAUUGCUGCAUUAUGGAUGGGGUAGAUGGUCGGAUAUUUUGGCUCAUUCAAGAUUUAAACGACCAAUGGAGGAGAAAGAUGUAGAAAAUGUGGCUAAAGCUAUUCUCCUGUAUGGUUUGCAGUAUUACAAGGGUGACGAAAGAAUAAAAGAAUUCAUAUCAGAUCUCAUAUCUCAAGAAAAAGAAGGAGGGCUCAAAAACCAUUCAGGUUUGUCUGCGCCUGUACCACGAGGAAGAAAAGGAAAGAAAUCUCGGGACCAGGAAGUACAUUUCGAUGCUAAUGAAGAGAUUGAGAAAGCUGGGAUCAAAAUGGACAGAGAUAUUGUAUACAACAAAAAUGCUUACAAGAGACAUAUACACAGACAUUCCAACAAGGUAUUACUGAGGGUUCGAACUUUGUUUUACCUGAAACAUGAAGUAUUGGGUGAUGCUGUGGACCAGAUUGAUCAGGGAAAACAUGUCAGGGAUAUAACAUUAACAGCACCUAUUGCUGACAGUGAACCACCAACAUUCUGGUGGGACGAACUUUCCGACAAGUCUCUUCUCGUUGGAGUGUACAAGCACGGGUAUGAGAAGUAUAACUUAAUGCGGCAAGAUCCGAUGUUGAUCUUCCUCGAGAGGUGUGGACCUCCUGAUAAUGCAGCUCUAGCUGCUGAAAUGAAAGAUGAUGAUGAUAAUGAAGGGGAUGAUAUGGAUGAAGCAAGUAUAUUAAAAGAUGAUGAGGAUGAAGAAUCUCUAACAUGUGCAUCUGACGCAGCUUCUACACCCAAACGUAUGACACCUGCAGCCAUGGGUAAAAUAGAAGGUCAGGAGACGGAAGAUGGGAAAUUACCCUUCCCGACAGUGUCUGAAAUGAACACGCGUCUAAGACGAAUCAUUACAUCAUAUCAGAGAGAUUUCAAGAAACAACAGCUGAAGAAAGAACAACAGGCUAAGAAAAUGGAAAAGCGAGAGAAAUUGGAUGCAGUGUUCCGUGAAAGGGAACAAAGGAGACGUCAAACCCAGAUGAAAUGGACCCGUAGAGAGGAGACAGAUUUCUACAGAAUUGUUUCAACUUACGGCAUUGAGUUUGACAGACACAAAGGUCGUUACAUCUGGGACAAAUUCCGUGUUAUGGCCAGGCUGGAUAAAAAGACAGAUGAGCAGCUUACAGAAUACUUCAUAUCAUUCUACCACAUGUGUCUCAGGGUGUGUCGUAAAAUCAAAGAAGAAGCAUAUCCCCCAACUCCUGUGUACAUAGAACCAAUCACUGAAGAGCGUGCCAAUAGAUGUAUAGCUCGUAUAGACUUGUUGAGCAAGAUACGAGAAGAAAUUAUUGUGCAUCCAAAGAUGGAUCAGAGAAUCAAACUUUGCCAGAAAUCACUUGAUCUCCCAUCAUGGUGGAUCAAUGGCAGACACGAUCGAGAGCUUCUGGUUGGAGCUGCAAAACAUGGUCUGGCUAGAACAGACUACUACAUUAUGAACGAUGAGAAGUUAACAUUCCUCGAAGUCAUCAAAUCAUUUAUCAAGACACAUUCCAACUCACCUGUAGACUUCAAAAUGUUCGGCAAAGAUCUCCAUCAGAAAGAUACCAAAGUUGUUAAAGAAGAAAAAUCAAAAGAGGAAGACGAAAAGGAAACUGUAGAGGAAAGCAGCGAUGACAAAUGUGAUGAUGAAAAAGAUAAGGUUGUUAAGGAUGAACAAACUAAUGAUAGUGCUAAACUUGAAGAAGAUGCCAAAGAAAUCAAAGACAAAUCUAGUCCGAAAAAAGAUGAUGAAAGUGCUAUAUCAUUAAAGAAAGAUGAAUAUGACUCUGAUACUGAUACUGAACUUGGUGCUGAAACUGACGAUUUAAAGAAAAAUUCAGAAAAAGUGAAAUCUGAAGAGAACAAAGAUGAAGAGGUUGAGAAGAAUAAGAGUGAAGAUGUAAAAGUUAAGGAAGAAGAUGAUGAAGCUUCUGGCAGUGUUAAGACUGAGACAGUUAAGACAGAGAAAGUGAAAGAAGAAAAGUCAGAAGUGAAGAAGGAAGUAAAAGAUGAAACAGAUGUAAAAGUUGACCCUGAUGAGGAGGUGAGACAAACUAUGGAAGGGGAGGAGUCACAGUCGGAUCUACUGAACAGUGUAUCACAGACACUGCUUGCUCAGUGGCCAAAGGAUCGAGUGGUGUUCCAUAGAUUAGAGCAGAUCUGUUACUGUGUGGAGACAGGAGAUUGGCCAUUCCCACCAAAGAUGAAAAAUGUACAUAUCCUAGGCAUCGACUCUAGCAGUAACACACCCACCAGAUCACUGACCCCACUGACUCCUAAGUUAGAGGAAGAAAGCAAGGACAGCUCUAGUGAUAGAGCAACAAAGAAAGAAAAGGACUUUGAAGUGCAAAUGGCCGAGGGUGAAGGUCUUAAGAUGACAUUCCACAAGAAAGCUGAGAAGAACAAGAGGUCGGCAGAUGCUUUAGAGGCAGAGAAAGCAGCAAGAAUCCAGGCCAUUCUAGCACAGAGUAUCGCAGCAUCCCAAGCAUCUAGUGAUGACAGUCAACAAGACUCCAUUUUAUCGUCUACGUCUCAGGUAUCAUGGCCGGCCCCAUGGCUGCCUUCCCCUCCUCCAUUCCAAAUGAUGGUGCCACCCCAGGGCGGUUCAGAUAGUCCAUUUCUCAACGGUGUUCACAUGUCAGAGGAGGAGCUUAUGAUGAAUAGACAUCUUUUGGAACAGGGAUUGUUAUUUCCAAGGCAGGGACGUCGUGGUCGGAAGAGAAAGGAAGAAAAGAUGGCAGAGAUUGCCAUGGCAGAAGCCUUAGCUAGACGGCAGACAGCUAGAGCACUGGCCUCUCUGGAAUCUGAUUCCCAUGUGCCUGUGAUUAACCUUGAGGAUGGUAGUAGGUUGUCUGGAGAUGAUGCUCCACUGAAGAAGAAUCUCGAAAGCUGGUUAGAGAAGCAUCCAGGUUAUGUGGUAGACAGUCGUGUGGAGGAGCUGGAAGAGGGAGAAAUUGUAUCUGACUUCCCGGAGCGGAGGAAAGGACGUAAACCCAAGUUUGAUCCUGCCUUCUUGGAGGUUGAUAAACUGACAGGGGAAGAAAAUGUGUCUGUGAUCAAUAGGCUUACUGGUAAAAAGAUAACUGGAGCUAAAGCACCUCCACUGAGGUAUCUAGCUGAAUGGUUGGAACAGAACCCCAUGUGGGACGUUGAUCCUAAAUGGGCUGAACUAGUUAGAGCAAAGGGUUCCUUACCAAAGACCUUACUGCCUCGAAUAGUGACACCAUCACGGCGGGGCCGGAAGCCAAGGGACAGUCCAUUGUCGCAUCCCAUGCUGGGAACCAGCGAUCCUCAUCAAGCUGCAGCAAUUGCUGCGUCAAUGGAAGCAAUGAAUGCUGCCCAACUUAUGGCAGCUGGUUUUGGAAAACUACCUCUUCCAUUUGGUUCAAUACCAGGUCUCGGACUUAAUCCAAUGUUAGGACUACAGGGUUUCGGAUUCCCUGGCAUGUCUGGUUCACCUGUGCCAGAGAAAUCUGAAUCAAAACAUAAGGAAACUAAAGGAUCAAAAGAAGACAGUGAAAAACCUAAAGAAGAUGAAAAGAGUUCAAGUCCACAUCCAUCUUUCCCUCUCAUGUACAACCCGUUACUGUUCAAUCCCGCCCUUCUAGCUGCUCAAGGCAUAGCAAACUUUCCUCUACCUACCAGUCUGGCUGGCAUGGAGUCGAGUCUCAUUAACGGUCAUACUCUUUCAAAGGAGGAGACUGCAACUAGUAGUAGUAGUAGCAGCAGUAGAAAAUCUCGCCAUGUUUCAGAAUAUUCUGAACAAAAUCUUGUCGAAGAUCUCAGUGUUAGAAGUAAAUCUAAACCAGUUAUAGAAAACACAACAGCGGCUCACAGUAGUGGGAAAUCUAAAGCGAAAAUGGACGUCAGUUUUGACAGUGACGAUAUGCCUUGUGAUCUGUCUAUGAAGCCAAAAGCAAAAGAGGAAAAAUCGAAACAAAAGAUUUGUAGCUCAGACAAGUUGAGUCGAAUUGUAGAUACUCUGAAAUUUAGAGUGAACAAAAUGGAUGAAAAACCUCAGAAAAGUGAAAGUGAUAAAGACAACCGUAGACAUAGUAUUGAUGCAGUUUUGAAUCUGUCGGAUAAAAGUAACUCUAGAGAACAAUCUGAAAAUGGUUCCUUGAGAAAAGACUCGAUAAAUUUGCUAUCUUUGAAACAUUCAUCUUCAUCAUCAUCAAAAUCAUCAUCUUUAUUAAAAUCGCCAUCAUCGUCGUCAUCAUCGUCCAACCAUGCUAAAGAGCCAGUACCAAAAAUUGUCCAAGAACUAUUAGCGGCAAAACAACAACGAGAGAGGGAGGAAAUGCUAGUUGCAAAACAACUAAAAUUAGAUGCUAUCACUGCUAAGCAACAUAAACUGUUAAAAGAUUCAUCAGUAAGUAAACCAAAGUUGUCGAGUUCUCAGGGAUCAGAGGUUAGUGGGGGUUCGGACAGAGAUACUGAAGUUGACAGUGAAAAAUCAUAGUAGAGUUAUCACCCAUGACAUUGUGGUUGUGAACUGUGACUAAUUUUGGGAAUAAAUGGAAAGUUUACAAGCGAGUUGAAAGGGUUGUAUGAGAUAUGGGCCCUGAUUGGUGUAAAUGAAUGUUAUCUAGGUUGUAUUAAAAAAUCAUGCUGCUGUCAUCCAUCAUGGGCAUUAAAAUUCUGAAACGUGAUAAAAUUGCUGCAUGCUUAAGGAAAAAACAAGCGUCAUACAGAGUCUGCUGGGAAGAGUUCUAGACUGGUUUUUCAGUUGGGAGUGAUUUCAGUUGUGAAGUGCAAGUUAAAAUGUUGACAAUUUAUAAACCCUAGGGGAAUCUGCUGGUCAAAACUUUAAGAGUUAUGAUAUUAAAAAACAUAAGUAUUAUUUUUAACUGCUUGGUGGAACUAUGAUUUUGUAUUUAGUUAAGAAAAUGUGGGUUGUCUGGUGAAAAGGGGCCAUCUAGUUGGAUUUUUGUGGAUGUCCAAUUGUUAUUGAAGUGUAGAAGUAUUUCAUUGAUAAAGGAAAUAUAUGUAUAUGAGGAUGUAUUGGCAAGUUAAAAGAAAAAAAGAAUCCCUCAAAACUUACGAAAAUAAGAAAUUCUUUAUUACUCUUGGCAAAAGGUAAUUUCUAGUGGUGGUCUUUUUCAGUGUGACGAUGUACAAGUAAUCAUUAUGUAUGAAAAAUGGUUUAACUUGUAAGAUUUGUGUUGUAAAUGUUUAAAAAAAAGUCAUAUUUGCACGAAGCGGUUUUGUAAAGGACUGUUGUGCCAUUGUUUAUGCAUAUCACUGAGCUGCUGCCUUUGUUGUUUGUUUUCUUCAACGGGAAAGAAUAUGCGAACUUACUUAAAUUAUCUGUUGUAAUACAUGUUGGUCUGUGUUGACUGAUCUUUGUAAAAUUUUUAUAACCAAUUUCUUAGUAGGUUGCAAAGUAUGGAAAUAUCAAACAUUGUAAUUUUAAGCCACAGAGAACCACUGAAUUGUAUGUUUGUAUUUAUGUCAAAUAGGCGUUAUUAUCUAAUUUCAGGGAUAAUAUUUUUUGUUUAUCUCUCUCCAGUCUUGGACGUUUUGGAUUAAAUAAUAUAUUAGAUAUUUAAGAGUAGGACACAUACAGAGAUUCAAAUUCUUUUGUGGAUUUGAUAAAGAUUAAUCGGUGGUUUCAUCCAUAAAUUUUGCCAGGUAAAUAAAAAAAAAUGCAUUUUCUAAAUAAUUAUUUUUAUACUUUUUAAAUUUUCCAUAAUUAGUUAGCUUUUAAAGGAAGAAGUCAGAUCUAAUACAAGUUAAUUUAAACUGUAGCUUGGCAUGUAGGGAUGUCAUAUAAAGUAUUCUUUAUUGUGUCCAUGGUAAAAAGCUUGGGCUGUAGACCAGAUAUGAAGCACUGCCAUCUCAUUUGUGGUUACAGAGCAUAAAUUUGAAAUUGACCAGGAAGAUGAAUACAUUCUAAGUGGUCGCCAAAUUUUGGAGCCAGGUAUAGCUAGGUAUAUAUAUGUUUAGAAGUGAUUAUCCACAUACAAAUAUUCAGUACUAUUUGUCAGAAAUAUGUCCUAGAUAAGAAAUUUCAGAAUUUUCCUUAUCUUGCAAUUCUGUUUACUAUACCUAUUCAGCUGAAAUGCUCUUGAGCGUUUUCUUGUCACUGGAGUCAUAUUUGGACAAAGCUUAAGAAUAAAACAGAUUGAAAAUUUUGAAUUUGAAAGUUUUAUGUCCAAUUUUUUGACACAGAAUUGCAAUAGAAACUGGCCAAAGAUUAAGGUACUGCUAUUAAACAGAAUCAUGGCAUAAAGGGGUUUUGGACUCGAGAUGGCUGGGAUAUCGUUGGCAUUUAUAGACUGUUUUUGACUAUAAACAUUCUUCAGUUUUUUAUGUGUUUAUUCAUCAUAAUCUGAUAAAUGAAUUGUUAGGGAAUAAAAAUUCAGAAAAUAAUAUUCCUACUCAGUAUUGCAAAAAUGAACAGCGAAUUUUAAUCAACUUUUCCACAUGUUCACUUAAUGAGUUUAAUUGAUUUUAGCUAGGGCUUAAAUGCUAGUGUGUUACUUUGCUUAAACCAUUUGUAAUUAAUUUUCAUAUCUAUUUAUUAUGAAAUUAUGAGAGAAAAAAAUAAUUCAGAUGUUUUCAUUGCCAGUUUUCAAGCAAUAUAGACAGUUUGUAGUGUAGUGAAUCUGUAUGGACAGAAAAUUUUGUGUAUAUGUAUUUAUUUUUUCAAAUGGUGUGUAAAUGGAGAGAAUUAUUUAAAGCAAUAUGUAUGUGUAUAUAAUUAAUGUGUAUAGUCUGUUUCUGAAUACUGAUAUGAAGUCUGUAAAAAAGAUUAUAACACUUGAAUUUGAAGACCAGUCACAGAAUUCAGCUGUGUCAUAUUUAAAUGAGAAUCAACCAAUCACAUGCUGGGGUUUGGAGACUGGUUUCCAAACAUAAUUUUAUAACUAAGAACCCUGAAAUGUUAGAAGUUAAGGUAGUCAUUGACUUUCCAUUGAAUUAAAAUGUCUGAAAUAAUUGUAGGAGAUGGUGCAUAUAGGAUAUUGAGCAUUUCAUUUUCAACUGUUGUAUAAACACAUCUUAUCAGUCAUGGCAUUGCCUGCAUACCAAACAGGAUUCCUAGUAAAAAAAGGGACAAUGUUUUUCAUGGCUAUUCAUGAACAAAGAACCGACUUCGAAAAGGGAAAGUUGUAACAAUGCAGUGGUGACUUGAUUUUAGGCGGGUCAUGUAAAGUACUGGAAAUUUGGCAGUCCUUUGAAUUUGAUGCACCGAACAGAUUGAUCCACAGCUUGUAUUGUAAAUGUAAUGAGAUUUGUGAACAAACUAUUACUGUCCUGAAUGUUGCAGUUUUGCAGGUGUGCUCUAUAUGAGCCGCACCAUGAGAAAACCAAAAUAGUGUGUUUGCCACCAGCAUGGAUCCAGACCAGCCUGCGCACAUGCGCAGUUUGGUCAGGAUCCAUGCUGCUCGCUUUCAAAGCCUAUUGCAACUAGAGAAACUAUUAACAAAUAGUAUGGAUCCUGACCAGAGUGCGCAAAUUCGCAGGCUGGUCUGGAUCCAUGCUGGUCGCAAACGCACUCUGUUGGUUUUUUCAUGGUGUACUAUACAUAUAGCAACACUGAAUUCUAGUUACAACAUGCAUAUAAUGUAGCUCCAGAAGCUAAUUUUAAAACAGUUCAUUUGUUACUUUGUAAGUGAAAAUAUGAAAUUUAUGAAUCGUCAUUAAUUCAUUUUCACAUUAAUUUUGCAAGUCAGGAAAAUUAAGUAACAUUGCUAAAAAAAUAAAUAAUUUGUUUGUGUGUUCAGAUUGAAAUGCCAUUGUCAGAUUAUGCAUAUGUUGAAUAUAUCUUAUAUGAGGAAUAUAGAACCUGAAAAUGGUAAGAAUAAAAAGCAAAAAUAGAUUUUCAGACCCAUAUGAUGUAAGAUUGUCUGUAACAAAGAUAAAUUUAUUGUAAUGAAAAUUUUACUUGCCAAUGUGUAUCUUGGAAAAGCAGAUAGUUGGUGAAAUGUGUUCAGUGUCAUGACUUGAAUAGAUGCAGGAUGAUAACUAGACAUAUUGCAAAGCAGAAAUUGUUGUAAUCCUUAUUUGAUGUACAUUGAAAUGCCAAAAAAAAACCACAGGUUACACAGGGAUAUGUAGGUAAAAUAUCCAGGGGAGUGGGGGAGCAAUUUAUUUCUAUUUCUAUUCUAUUCUAUUCUAUUUCAACAUUUUAAAGAAAUGUUGUUUCGUAUUAUUUGUCAAUAGGCAUUUCAAAAACGCAUUCUUACAUGGAAGAUUUUGUUAACUUGCACAAACAUGAAAAGUUGCAAUAUAAUAAAACAUACCCAUACUCGCCCUCGAUUUCCUGUAUUUCAAACACCAUUUUACGAAUUUUGGACUGGACAGAUUUAUUUUUUGCAAUCUCCAUUCAAAUGUGAAAUUACCAACCAAGGUCUGUACUAAAGACCACGAAUUGCCAAGUUAUCAUCCUGUAUCCAUCUAAUAAUUCCAUUGUAUUUAUAAACAUCUUAUUCUCAGGGAAUUUUGAUGACCAUAUAAAGUAUAGAAAAGGAAAACUUUAUUUUAGUUAACAUUUCCCAGUCUGGUAUGGUAUCAGUAGGUGUUCCUUUAGAUGCAGUAGAUAAAAGCGAUAUAUUUUUACUGUCUCUUCUAAAAUAACAUGUGUUUUAGAUCAGCAUAUUUUCUCUAUAAGCUUACUGGGCUCAAAUAUUGACAGAACUGAAGAGAAAACUGUGGUGUAUUAUUCCUCAAAAUGAGAGGUGUUGCAAUAUUAAUUAAGUGAACAAAAUUUCAAGGUUGCUAAAAAUGGUAGAUCUUUGAAACAUCUUUUUAGUUCUUAUUUUUUUCUGCAAAUUAUUCACUUGUUUAGAUAUAUGAAACUUUUUUUUUUUCAGUUUCCAUCAUGGACACAUCUUUUAUCCUCAUAGAAUUUGACAUUUAAACAUGAUUUAGUUUUGUCAGGUGACAGAUAAAAGAACGUCCUCUAGGGCUUCAGUAGCGAUAGAUGUAGACACCAAAUAUUUAUCAGUAUUAAUGAAUUUACGCCUAAUGGGUCAAGGUAAACUAAGAAUUUGCUGAAGGCAACUUUUUUCUGUGACAGUGCUUUAAAGCUACGGCGUCCUUUGUUUAUACAAGUCGGAAGCUUUGAAGUCAUUUUGCUAUCUCGUUUUACAGACUGUCCACAUUUUUCAUUGCGAAAAUAAUUCACUUCAUAUAGAUUUUGUUUUUCUGACAUUUCACGUUUGUUAAAUGUAUUUUUUGUAUGUCAACUUCGUCUUUUUUUUUCAACAGAUUUGUAGAGAAAAGAAAAAUAAUUUAAUUAAAAAUGAUAUGCAAAGUAAA